UUCUUUCUUGCCGUUGACCGACCACUUCUUUUGAAUAAUUUAUAAAGACCCAUUUUUUAAAAACCCAAAUCAGUUUUAGUAAUUACAAAAUGAGUGGUGGUAGUGAACUUCACUCUCUAUCUCUCUUCAAUUCCUCGCCCUUGGGUAUUGCAGUAAUGGAUGCCGCCGCCGCCGCCGCCGCCCUGGACUCAUCUUUCAUGCCGGCGAUUUCCACCGGAUAUUUGGAAGAUGCGUUGGUUGACUACAAUUCCAAACGACGGCGUUUGGGUCAUCAUCUUCUUGAAUUCGAAUUCCCACAGAGGUACUGGAGUUCAUUUUGCACAUGGGGUGGAGAUGCCCUUGAGAGUUUCGAUUGGAACAACAACAAAAUUGAUGAUAUGAAUAAUUUUACAGAGGAAGGAAUAAGCACUUCGCCCAAAAGCAGAGUCUUCAAAACGCCGCCGGACAUGGAACCGUUUUCCACUCCAAAUUCCUCAGCAGGGAGUGGAAGUGAAAGGAAGAAGAGGAAGGUGGUGUAUCCAUUUGCAUUAGUGAAGCCAGGAGGAGUAGAAGGGGAUAUAACCUUAAACGACAUAAACAAGAAGAUGUUAAUGCCUCCGACACGGGCGGUCCGACACCCGGUGGGGGAUUUUGCGUGUCGGCCGUACGUAACGGCGGAGGGACGGGGUCUGUCCGGCAAAGCUGUGGUGACAUUGACGAAAAUCCAUACUCAAGGAAGGAGAGGGAGCAUCACCAUAAUCAGAACAAAGGGUUGAGAAUGGAUUGAACAUCAUUACUUUUGGUUGAAUUGUACAGAGAGAAAGAAGAGAGAGGUUAGUUAAUGAACAGACUUUUUGGUCAUUC
This is a messenger RNA of Cucurbita maxima (winter squash), 843 nucleotides long. RefSeq lists its product as uncharacterized. The coding region runs from base 90 to 755 and encodes 221 amino acids. The record is from RefSeq and is a predicted model, not a curated record. The transcript is spliced from 3 exons. Gene Ontology annotation, biological process: male meiotic nuclear division; female meiotic nuclear division. Lineage: Eukaryota; Viridiplantae; Streptophyta; Magnoliopsida; Cucurbitales; Cucurbitaceae.